AUGGCGGACGUUUCAGGAACGACACUACAACAAGGCGAAGAUAACACCGUUGAAAUAACACAAGACUGCACGUCGUCUUCAACUACCGAUACAAAAUUAUCUGAAGAACAAAAAUUUCAUUUGUUCAAAAAGUUGGAAGAGUUCCCAUGCCUGUGGGAUUCAAGCAAAGUCGCAUAUAAAAACAAAGCUCAAAGACAAAAGGCGGCAGCGGAAAUUUGUGAGCCGUUUAAUCUUCUUCCAGCAACUUUUAAACGCGUAACACACAGCUCCCGGACAGCAUUAGCAAGAGAGAUAAAAAAAGAACAAGAAAGCCAAAUAAAGUCACAAUGGAAAUUUAUGGACGUUUUGUCGUACAUGAAAGCCGAAAUUUUGCAGGCGGCAAAGGCGAAAGAAGAGAAAGAAUGGAAUGACGAGGAAAACGAGAUAAUUAUACAAUUUUUUAAAGAAAACGAAGCUAUGUGGAAUCAUAAUAUCCCUUCAUACAAGGAUAGAAACCUCAGGGAGUAUAACUAUCAAAACCUUAGCGAGAUGCUUCCCAGGUUAUUAAAAUUAUUGAUUUUUUGCUAAUAUUAAUUGUAGUCUUUGACUUUGUUGAGCCAUUUUAUUUUUCUGUUCGCCGCAAUUUAGUCAUGUUUUAAAAAUGCUUUAGUUCUCACUGGCUAUUCGAAUUCGUAUGCACAAAUGUUUACUGUAUAAAUAUGCGACUGCACAAGUGCAAAACGUUAGUUUACCUGCUAAAAUUAAAUCUUGCCAUGUACCCAAAUCUGAACAAUGUUUUCCUUAUAGCCUACUUGUUUUAUUGGCAUAAUGUAUUGCAAUAUUGGCUAUAUUUACCGUAUAAAUAGUAGAGGUCUUUAUGUUCAGUUCUACUCUAGAAUGCAUAUUUCAAUAGUCAAACAUUCGCAACUCACCUAAAUUAAAAUCAAUAUUUCAGUACAUUUUACCUUUUUGCCUCAACGUCCCUAGGUUUGCCACGAUUCAUGUUUUUAAUAUAAUUUUACAUUUUUCCAAUGUCUUUCGCUGGACUCGCCGAGAUUUACGAUGUAGAAAACCACUUGUUGACAUGUUGUAAUAGCCAAAUAAAAUGUUGUUUUUCACGGAUGAGACAUAAAGACGCCAACUGAGUGUUCCUUAGCCAAUGAACAUCGUGAAACCCAAAAUACAAUGUAACAAAAAGUUCCAAAUAAUAUUCCGAAGCUUGCAGCAAGGCCAAGGAACAAAUUUUUUUUGCAUAAAUAAUUAAAUAGUAACACUAACAGUGAAAAUGUCAUGUCACAUAUUCAUUGUUUUAUAAUUUUGUUGCCGUUUCAGUCGUAGUCAUGAUGAAAUAAAGAAGCAGUGGCAUGUACUGAAAGCAAUUUUUAGUCGCGAGUUGAAACGAGAGGAAGGAAGCAAGGUAUCUGGACGUGGAACAGACUCGGUUUACAACUUACAGUGGAAAUUGUUUAAUGAAAUGAUGUUCGUUAAAGGCAGUGACAAUGUUGAUCCCUCAAUUACUUCAAUGACAAUGACUGAUCCAUUCAGCGCAAUACAGCCAUCAAAAAGACUGAAAGCUGAAAAAGCAAGAGAGAUGGAAGAGAUGAAAAUAAGUUUCUACAGAGAAGCAAUAACCUGUUUGAAAGCACCAUUGCCAAGCCUAAGUGUUGAGCAUUGUUCAAAGGCAGCGAAUGACGAAAUAUCAUUAUAUGUAAAGUCAGUGGAGGGUACGCUAAGAAAAUUUUCUCCACGCCAACUUGUUUUCGCAAAGAAGAGAAUCAAUGACCUAUUGUUUGAAGUAGAGAUUGAGUCCCACCAGCCAACUACUCCAACCAGUGAUCUCAAUUGGUUUGAUCAUCAGUUCCCUAACUCCACCCACUAA
This is a messenger RNA of Paramuricea clavata, 1858 nucleotides long. The record is from the annotation of a GenBank genome assembly. Lineage: Eukaryota; Metazoa; Cnidaria; Anthozoa; Malacalcyonacea; Plexauridae.